AUGUCAGAAUUCACAACUUGUAGCAGGUUAGGAGAAUUAACGUAAUAGGUGAGGAGAAUUAGGUUAAUGUUAGGAAAAUAGUUGAGGUUAGCUAAAAUGCAAAACAAUUCAACUUGACAAGAUGUACGCCAUCUAGCAAUAGCCCAGCUCCAACGCAUGCAGGAGCCUACAUUUCUAGACAAACACAAAACGAGAAGAAGAAAAAAGUUAUUGUAUUGAACAUAGAAACGCGCAAUUUUCAUAUGUUGAUGGGGUGGAGAUUAUGAAUAUGAAGUAGAACAUUUUUGACAUUUCCCUUUCAACGACGACUCACCAUCAAGAUUGUAGAUGUGUGUAACGUUAGCUAAACAGCAACACUAUUGUUUUAUCCCAAACACGUCAUAAGCUUCUGCUCGUGUCCAAAUCCAUCGAGGGAACGUCAACCUUCAAUUGACAUUUCGGGGUGACGGUAACAAGUUAAGUUUUAUGUUCACAGCUAGAACCUUUAAUGUGAAAGUAACGCUAUGUGACUAAAUAAUUGAAAGAUUCACGGUUGCUAUGUAUUAGGAAGCCAAACGAGGCUUGUUACAACUUGUCAUUGCAAAACUCUUGUGCAUAUAACGAAAGUGAGUUUAUCCUGCUGGAUAAGGACAGUCUACAGCAGGUCUCAUACAAUGGUGGACCAUAACGUUGUGAACAAGCGGCUGCCGAGAAUGGCGGCCUCUCUGCUGAAUCGUUUUCCCUCAGAGGGCGAGCCCGGGAUGGAGAUGCACCACCGGAUCAGCAGCAGUGGUGGGGCCAUGGGGCGAGAUUUCGACUGUGAUGUCGGUGACCCUCUGGGCUUCGACAAAACCCUAUGUAUUGAUGGUGGUGGUUCCAGGACCCCAAACCUGCUGGGGCCGUUGCUGACAGAAGACUGCAUGCCUGUCCAGAGGUCAUCUUCCCCCAGGCUCCCUCUGCAGAGCCACAUGCUGAUGCCAGCUGACCUGGAGGAUUUUAGCGAUGACUGUGACGGGUACUCUCUCCCAGGCACACCGCCCCGGUCCGAGGGGGACAUCAGCUUCCUCAAACAAGGGGUCCUGGACCAGUUGGACAACCUGGAGAGCAGCCCAAAGAGAGGCAAGCGGGUUGGAGCUGUGUUUCCAGUGGGUUACACAGACUGGCAUAAACAUCGAAUGGCAGCAGUAUGCAGCGAGAGGUUUGAGCGCCUCCUGAGGGAGUGUCCAGAGUUCCAUAACUGCAAAAGCCACCUGGCUGCCUUUGUCUUAGAGAGAGUUGGUGUAUCCUCAGAGGUGAUUGACACCGGGGGCCAGUCCUGUGAGCGCUAUGAGGUGGUGGCAUUGGGCACAGGCCAGUCGAGCUACAGCGGCUGGCUUUGCUUCAGUGGCACCGUGGUGCAUGACUGUCAUGCCAUCGUCAUCGCCAGACGCGCUCUCCAAAGGUAUUUGUUCAAGCAGCUGCUGCUGUUCUUCAGCCACGACCCCAAGCACAAGGAACGCUCCAUCUACCAGAGCACCUCCGACAGCCACCUGCUCCAGCUCAAGCCCCAGAUUUACCUGCACCUCUACACCAACCAGACCCCGAAAGGCGCCGCUCAGUGCAUCCUCAUGAAGUCUCUGAGCAGCAGCUACUCCUCUCUGAAGCUGCAGUGCCACGCCAAGGGCUCCCUGAUUCCUGUGGCCUUCCUCCAACCCAGUGUGUGGGGCGCCCGCGUCUGCUGCAUGUCCGACAGCGACAAGUUGUGCCGCUGGACUGUCACUGGGAUUCAGGGCGCGCUGCUUAGCCACUUCGUCCAGCCACUGUACAUCACCAGUGUGGUGCUGGGUGACUCCAGCCAGUACUCUGAGAAGGUGUCGGAGACCAUCAACAAGCGCCUGGGCGAGGGGGGCUGGGAGGAGCUGCUGGCCCCGCCAUUCAGCAAGAAGAGGAUUUUCUUCCUCAGCAGUGAGGGGGUGGGGCCUCCACUCAGCACUGCCCACUGCACAGACCUCAGCAUCAACUGGUGCCUCGGGGACGCCAGCAUCGAGGUCCUAGACAGCACCAAAGGCUUCACUGUGGACGGUUCCCCAUUUGUGAGUGGCUCUGGCUUCUCCAGCAGGCUGUGCAAGAGGGCCCUCUACAGCAACUUCCGCAAAAUUGCAACUCUGGGAGGAUACCGCUGCCUACAGGAUCUCCCCACGUACCACAGUGCCAAAGUCGAGGCUCACUCCUACCAGAAUGCCAAGACCGUGGUCAACCAGCAGUUCCUGUCCAACAACGCAGGUCCAUGGAACUCUAAACACCUCGUGGACAGCUUCAGUCCCUGAGCCGCUCAGAGUGGAGGGUGGCACGGGGGUUCAUUAGUAAGGGUUUCUUUGGAAGGACAUAAGCGGUUGGAGUCUGUUACUUUCUGCAUUAAAGGUAUUCCCCCUGAGUUUUCCUAUGUUCAAAUAAGCAGUAUUGCACGCUCUGUGUGCCAAGUUUGACAGGUAUGUCUACCCGUUCUGUUUUCAUCAAGUAUUCAAUAAUGUGCAAAAUAAAGAGAACUCUGAAGUUAAUCAGAUUUAAAUCUUGAAUUAAAGGUGAGCAUGAAAACUAAAACUAGGCCCUGUGAUUGACUAAAGUCCUGUCCAGGGUGUGUACUUGUGCAUUAAGCUGCUUCAUGCUACAGAAUCAGGGAAAUCGCAACUGCCCUAUGAGCCGUUCUGGCUCGGACAAGACUUACUUACAGGUCCCAUGAAUUUAAGACCUUUUUAAUGCCUCUUUGAGUGCAAUUGAAUACCAAUUUUGGGUCUCCGCGCACCACACACCUGCUAAUAUUCCUCUCCAAGAAUGAGCCCGUGUUGGCAAAAAGUUGGAUUUUUAGGGCUAUAGCCUAGAUGGCUCAUAUUAUCAGGCAGGUGUGCUAUUUUAGCAAUGAGCAUAAUCCUGUAGCCUUACGGAUGUUGUAGGAUAGUGGCUAGGCUAUAGAUGGCUGAAGCAUGGGGUUGCCCAUCUUCAUUUGUUUAGGCUACCCCAAUGGGCUGAUCAAUAGCUAGAUCAAACUCAAGUGUUCAGAAUUUUGGCUUCGAUACCAAUACCAGCUUAGUGUAAUGAUACUCCAUACCAUAUCAGUACCACUGUCGGAAAAAUGCCUUAGUAAAAUAUACAGCAGUGUUCCUGUAUAAAACAUGUGGUCAACUCUAUUUGGAGAGCUAGGCCACUGGGUAUGCAGCCUUUUGAUCCAGCACUACUCAAACACAUCGGAGUCCGCUUAACAAAGUCCUGUUGAGUUGUAGAAUCUGGUGUGUUGGCGUAGGGCUGGAACAAAAGUCUGCACACCCAGUAGCUCUCCUGGAGUUAUUAUGCUGUAACAUUAGAACAUUAGCAUACAACAAACAAGUCUAAUAAAAUAAUUCCCUCAUUCAAUGAAUCAGGUAUAAAAUGGCUAUACUUCAAAGCAAGGUAGCUAAACAGGAGGGCUCGACUGACUUUAUCCAGUCCAAAGUAAGACAUUAAAAUACACAAAAC
This is a messenger RNA of Salvelinus sp. IW2-2015, 3468 nucleotides long. The record is from RefSeq and is a predicted model, not a curated record. NCBI's taxonomy places the organism in Eukaryota, Metazoa, Chordata, Actinopteri, Salmoniformes, Salmonidae.